Messenger RNA from Cuscuta campestris, 1230 nucleotides. The record is from the annotation of a GenBank genome assembly. NCBI's taxonomy places the organism in Eukaryota, Viridiplantae, Streptophyta, Magnoliopsida, Solanales, Convolvulaceae.
GCCCCGGCCGCCGCCGAUCCGAUGCGAUCUCCGCGAGCUUCGAGACCGCAUUGCCUCCGCGAAGAACACCGGGAAGAUCACCGAGGCGAUGAAGCUCGUGGCCGCCGCUAAGGUCAGGAGAGCUCAGGAAGCCGUGGUCAACGGCCGCCCUUUCUCCGACGCCCUCGUCGAGGUUCUCUAUAACAUCAACGAGAAACUCCAGCAGUCCGACGUCGCCGACGACAUCCCUCUCACCCGGGUCAGGCCGGUGAAGAAGGUUGCUCUGGUGGUCGUCACCGGCGACCGUGGCCUCUGCGGCGCAUUCAACAAUAACCUAAUUAAGAAAGCGGUGGCCCGGAUUGCAGAUCUGAAGGAUCUAGGGAUCGAUUACACCGUGGUUAGCGUGGGGAAGAAGGGGAAUUCCUAUUUCUCCCGGAGGCCACACAUCCCGGUGGACAGAUUCCUGGACGGAUCGGCACUCCCGAGUGCCAAAGACGCUCAGGCGGUUGCCGACGACGUCUGCUCGCUGUUCGUGAGCGAGAAGGUGGACAAGGUGGAGCUGCUGUACACGAAAUUCGUGUCCCUGGUGAAAUCCGAGCCGGUAAUUCACACGUUGCUCCCCCUGUCGCCGAUGGGGGAGGUGUGCGACAUAAACGGCAAGUGCGUGGACGCGGCGGAGGACGAGUUUUUCAGGCUGACGACCAGGGAAGGGAAACUGACGGUGGAGAGAGAGGUGAGGAGGAGGGAGACGGCGGAUCUGUCGCCGAUGAUGGUGUUCGAGCAGGACCCGAUAGAGAUACUGGAUGCUUUGCUGCCGCUGUAUUUGAACAGCCAGAUUCUGCGAGCUCUGCAGGAAUCGGUGGCCAGCGAGUUGGCGGCCAGGAUGGCGGCGAUGGGCAAUGCCACAGACAAUGCGAAUGAGUUGAAGAAGACGCUCAGUAACUCUUACAACAGAGAGCGUCAGGCGAAGAUCACCGGAGAAAUUCUGGAGAUUCUUGCCGGUUCCAAUUUCUAGUAGCUCCGAUGAAAUGGAGAAUUUAUUAUCAUGGGAGGUGGGAAACUGCUAAACCCCCACAGAAAAUUAUGUCCUCUCCCACAGUCUCCCGCGGAACGCAACUGCAGAUUUAUGAUGAAAUUUCAUUCUUUCUUUAGUGUUAUAAAUCUCAGAGAAAAUGUAUCUAAUAUAAUUACGGAGUAUGUUUCAAAAUGAAAUUCAGUUAUUUCUGUUUCAAAUUAAGCUUCACUCUGGUC